UCCUCCAGUGGCUUUGUUGUCAAUGUCUUAAACAUUGAAAUAUAACGUGUUUCAACAUCCAUGCUGUAAAAGACACAAUUCGGGAAGAAAUUUUAACUACAUCACCUAAACAAAUUUGUUGUUGAAAGCUUUUAUGCUCCAGUUCUUUUCAUUUUAUUGCAUUUUUUAAAAUCUUUGUACAUUUCUGUAGUUUGUAUCUUAACUUUGAUGGUUCAGCACAACUGGCCUUUGAGUUGAUGCUUGUUUAAUUUUUUCCAAGUACUGUGUUAAUGUAGCAUAUAAAGUUUUAACCAAUAUUUUCUGAAGUGCCAAGGAGUUUGAUUUAUGUAAUUGCUGUGUCCUGAUUUGCUGUAUGAGUAGGAGUCUGGUGAAGCCAGCGAAAAUGGCAGUGGAGAAGAGGUUAGCCUUUUCAAUUGUGCAGUUCCUCCGUGACCAGACAAACCGUGGGACUUUGAACUCAGAUGAACAAGAAAGUCUUGAAGUUGCAAUACAAUGUCUGGAGACCACAUUCAAGAUCAACUCCAGUGACAGCCACCUGGCCGUGCCCCUGCCGCUCAAAGAGAUCUUCCUCAACUCCAUCUUCAAGAAUGACAAUGUGUCAUUAUCAGACUUUUCUCCAUCACCAGAAGACACUGAGAGGGCAGAGCAGCUUAAGAAUGAAGGGAACAACCACAUGAAGGAGGAGAAUUAUACUUCUGCCGUGGAAUGCUACACAAAGGCCAUCGACCUGGACCUGAGAAAUGCAGUCUACUACUGUAACAGGGCUGCUGCACACAGCAAACUGGGCAACUACACAGAGGCAACAGUUGACUGUGAGAGAGCAAUUGGGAUUGAUCCCACCUACAGUAAAGCCUAUGGAAGAAUGGGGCUGGCCCUGACAGCCAAGCACAAGUACCCUGAGGCCAUCACUUAUUUCAAGAAGGCACUGCUGCUGGACCCAGAUAACGACACCUACAAAUCCAACCUGAAGAUUGCUGAGCAGAAGCAGAAGGAGGCCUCCAGUCCUACAGCCACUGGACUGGGUUUUGACAUGGCCAGUCUUAUCAACAACCCUGCCUUCAUUAGCAUGGCUGCCAGUGUGAUGCAAAACCAACAGGUGCAGCAGCUGAUGUCGGGGAUGAUGUCUAAUGCAGUCGGUGGGCCAGCUGCGGGAGUGGGUGGGCUGUCGGACAUAUCCAGCCUCAUUGAAGCAGGACAGCAGUUUGCCCAGCAGAUCCAGCAGCAGAACCCGGAGCUAAUUGAGCAGUUGAGGAACCACAUCCGGAGCCGGUCAUUCAGUGGCAGCGCAGAGGAGCACUCCUGACUCUCAAAGGGGAGGGGUCAACACAAGGAAAGUGACCGCAAUCUCAGCACUCAUUGUUUAACAGAAAACCAUCAGCAGGGCUGGAGUGAUGUGUCAGUCAGAGGUGGGGGGGAAGGGUUAGCACUUCACUGUGACAUGAAAGCUUCAGGAAGGGUGGAAAUGAAGGAAAAGGAAUUGCACACACUGUUAAUCUAACACAUUACAAAAACCCAUUUAGUUGACAGAGAAGACUGUCCAUCGUAUCUCACUCUGGUAACAUUAAAAUGGUUUUAAGUGUGGUUCCUAUGUCGUGUCAACGUGCAUCUUGUGUCUGCUACUCUUACCAGGACUGUAGCUGUAAGUAGCAUAUAAUAGCAGGGUUAACAAUCUCACUUUUUUCCACAUAGGAAAAUGGAUUUUAAAAUUAUUUUUAUUUCCUAUAUUAUUUUAGGGAAAGAAUAUGUUGUAUAGGAGGACCAUUGAUGUAUUUUCUCAAUAUAACUGAUAUGAACUAGAAUGAGAAAGUGGUGUGCUAAGGGUCCCCGAGGACCAGGUUUCAUCAUCCAACACAUUAUUAUGUGAUUUCAUGUUGAAAUAUAACCACCAGAAUGUGGAUUAUUAGUAGCAUAUAGGAACAGCAAGCAUCCAUUAUAGACUGGGUAACAGUCUAAAAAUGAUGCUUGCACUUUACUAUAUUUGCAUAGAAUCUUGCACAGCUCUCAUUUUGUGCCAUUUUUCCUCUUAACCCGAUGCCAGUAACUAGAACUACAACAAUCUUGGAAUUACUCAUUGCUUCUGCCUUCUUUAUUUUGCAUGCUUCCCAAUAAGACCUGAAAUUAGUACAAUGGAAAGAAAGUGGAAGGGUAUGCUUGCAAAGCAGAUGGCCAAAUGCAACAUUGUGUAUUGUCGGAACUGAAAUCUUGCAAUAUGUUAAU
This is a messenger RNA of Scleropages formosus (Asian bonytongue), 2217 nucleotides long. RefSeq names its product small glutamine rich tetratricopeptide repeat co-chaperone beta (gene sgtb). Gene Ontology annotation, molecular function: protein binding; molecular adaptor activity. Gene Ontology annotation, cellular component: TRC complex; membrane. The record is from RefSeq and is a predicted model, not a curated record. Gene Ontology annotation, biological process: post-translational protein targeting to endoplasmic reticulum membrane. NCBI's taxonomy places the organism in Eukaryota, Metazoa, Chordata, Actinopteri, Osteoglossiformes, Osteoglossidae. The transcript is spliced from 11 exons. Bases 353 to 1303 code for a protein of 316 amino acids.